Messenger RNA from Anopheles gambiae (African malaria mosquito), 1845 nucleotides. RefSeq lists its product as uncharacterized. Gene Ontology annotation, biological process: regulation of tube size, open tracheal system; septate junction assembly. The transcript has 4 exons. The record is from RefSeq and is a predicted model, not a curated record. NCBI's taxonomy places the organism in Eukaryota, Metazoa, Arthropoda, Insecta, Diptera, Culicidae. Gene Ontology annotation, cellular component: septate junction; membrane. Bases 189 to 920 code for a protein of 243 amino acids.
AUCGAUAGUGAGCAAAUCUUCUCACGCAAAAAGGGAGGAGCUGCUCACUGUUGACUGCUGUACACUGCUUGGUCGCGGUUCCGUGGUAUUUGCAUGGUGUUUUGUUGUGCAGUCUUUAUUAUAGUUAAUUUUGUCACCUUUUUUGCAUCAAAUUUCGUUUCACUAUCAUCCUAGUGCCUUCUGCUGCGAUGUCGUCGACGGUGGAAAAGAAUGAAUACCCGAAAGCAUCUAAUGCUUUGGUGAUUGGUGCGGUGUUGUCAUACGUCGCGGCCGUAUUUCUGUUGAUGAGCUUUUGCUCCCCGUACUGGAUCGUGUCGUAUCCGGAAUCUUUCAGCAGCUUCAAAAAUAUGGGCCUGUGGGAGUACUGUUUCCGUGAUUUCACCUAUCCGUACUACCAGUUUCCCAAACAGUUCAACGGGUGCCAUCACAUCUUCAGCGAGGAGUACUACGUCAUCAGGGAAUACCUGCUGCCGGGAUGGUUGAUGGUGGUGCAGGGAUUCGUAACGAUUUCCUUUCUGUUUACGUUCGGUUCGCUCAUCAUUAUGGCCUGCGAGAUUGUCAGGUGGCCGCUUAAGUUUGUACUGCGCUACGAAUGGUUGCUAAGCAGCAUUUCAUUUGCCGGAAUAGCAUCUUCCUCAUUCUUUAUGUUCUUAGCCGUGGCCAUUUUCGGUGGAAACGCUUACCGGCGCGAUUGGUUGAUGUACCCCAAGUUUAAUGUCCUGUCGUGGUCGUACGAACUGGCCGUAGUAUCGUUUAUGAUUCUCGGGCUCGCUGCACUGCUACUGUACAAGGAAUCACGCAAGUCAUACGAAAUGCGACGUGAGGCGAAGAAUUUGGUCAUGCAGAUGCAGAUGCACGAACCGGGAUACCAUCCAUCGCACCACACUAGCCGAAGUCUGCACAGUGGUGGCUAUAUCUAAGUGAGCUAGCGAAAGGUUCCUGCAGCUCGAACGCUACCCAUCCCAUUCAUAUCCAAUAUGUAUGCUACCUCUCUGGUAACCGCACAGCAAAAGGGACUAUACCCUUCACCGUCAUAUCAACGUUCGUACAGUGUAUGUCUUUAAAUGUGGAAGCGUACGCAGAGCAGAACGUGACACUUCCGUAUGCACACAUGUAUUUUACCAAUCGUAUUCAACGUAGUAAUCUCACCUCCCUUAACAAGUGCCCGAAUAAUUGGAAUACUUCAAAGCAUCAUCGAACACGCGUGGCCUUAAAAUAAUUGUCUUUUUUCGUAGCAUAACUGAAAGGCACUGCCAUUGAACAAGUGCCUGGAGCAAUGCAACGCGGAAGCAAAAAAUGCGCACCCUCUUAUAGCUGUAAUCGUAACUAUUUGUAUGCUUUUAUGCGUAGCUAUUCGGUACAUCCGUCCGUCCGCAGAUCUAUCUGUACGUAGCGUUUAGGAAUUUUGAAUUACUCUUAACUCGUUUAUUAACAUUUUCCGUCCCAAAUCAUAAAGACUCGUAAGUAAGAUGUGUUUACCACACGAGAUGGGCACAACUCUAAGCGAAUAUGCCCUUGUAUUUGUUAUAUUUUAACAAACACAUCUUUGGUCCAGCGAAAGCAAACAUUCUCAAGUAUACAUACUUUUUGACGUCCAUAUUUAAUUGUAUAAUUCUGUAAUUCUUUAAGAUUAGCAAGACAAAAACAAUUCGCCCACAUUCCAUCCUCAGUUGGCAGCGUAUGAACAUUUCUGCCACGGCAUGUUUAGUUUGAGAUUUUUGUUCGCACGUAGAGUGCACUAAAUGCUCGAUGUAAAACUAAACAGCAUAUCAAAGGACCGGACCGGUAGAGCAGGGUAGUAGUGAUUGUUGUAAUCGAAAUAAAACUUUGAUAAAUAAAUGUAAA